GCGCAGGCAAUCGAGCGCCGAGAGAGUCGGCCCGUGCUGGAAGCCCGGUCGGCCUGCCGCGUCCGCUCAGCUGUACCGGCCGCGGGCGCCGAGCGGAGCCGCUGUCAUGGGCCUGGGCAACAGCGCCGAGGAGACCGUGGGCGGCACCGAGGGCUACCACCUGUUCCAAGUGCAGGAGAACUCGCCAGCCCAGAAGGCGGGCCUGGAGGCCUACUUUGACUUCAUCCUCACCAUUGGGCAUGCGAGGCUGAACGAGGACAAUGACACACUGAUGGCGCUGCUGAAGGCCAAUGUGGAGAAGCCCGUGAAGCUAGAGGUGUUCAGUACGAAGACCAUGAGGGUGCGCGAGGUGGAGGUGGUGCCCAGCAACAUGUGGGGCGGCCGGGGCCUGCUGGGCGCCAGCGUGCGCUUCUGCAGCUUCAGCAGGGCCCACGAGUACGUGUGGCACGUGCUGAAUGUGGAACCAUCUUCACCUGCCGCCCUUGCCGGCCUGCAGCCCUACGCAGACUAUGUGAUCGGCGCAGACCAGCUCCUCCAGGAGUCUGAAGACUUCUUUUCGCUCAUCGAGUCCCAUGAAGGGAGGCCCUUGAAGCUCAUGAUUUAUAAUACUGAGACUGACUCCUGCCGGGAGGUGACUCUAACUCCCAAUGCAGCCUGGGGUGGAGAUGGCAGUCUUGGGUGUGGCAUCGGCUACGGGUAUCUACACCGGAUCCCAACUCGGUCCCCCAGCUACCACAAGAAGCCGCCUACUGCCCCGCCACCUAGUGCCCCACCACCUGGUGCCCCACCACCUGCUACCCCACCACCUGGACCCAUCCCACUGGACUCUCCUGCCCUGGAGAUAGGUUCCAGGCAGAGUGAGUAUGUGGAGGGGAGGCCUGCCGACUUCAUGUUGCCUACAGAGGAAGGGGAGGCCCUGUUGCAGGCCCCUGACUGCUCCAUGAAAGGCCCACUUCCUGGGCCUGGGAAUGUCAGCCAUGGUGCUCCAGACCUUGGGGGACUUCCACAUUCCUUGGAGACUCCUCUUCACCCUCCACCUCCAGUGCAGCGAGUCAUGGACCCAGGAUUCCUGGACGUGUCAGGUAUUUCGCUCUUGGACAACAGCAAUGCCAGUGUGUGGCCCAGCCUGCCCUCUUCCACAGUGCUGACUUCCACAACAGCUGUCUCAGCCUCAGGGCUAGAGGACGUCUGCUCUAGCAACAGUUCUCACGAGCGGGGCGGUGAGACCACCUGGUCUGGGUCAGAGUUUGAGGUCUCCUUCCUGGACAGCCCAAGUGCCCAAGCCCAGCUGGACCACCUGCCUCAGCUGACCCUUCCCGACAGUCUCACCUCUGCAGCCUCACCAGAAGACGGGCUAUCUGCCGAGCUGCUUGAAGCCCAGGCUGAGGAGGAGCCAGCAAGCACAGAGAGCUCAGAUUUCGGGGUGGAGGUUGAGGGGCUGGCCAAACAGGCCCCAGUCUCUACCCCAGAAUAAUACCCUGGGCUGUGACAGGGCUCUUAAUGACAUUUCAUGAGGCCCAGAUGUGGGCAGGCAGCCCAGCUCCUGCGUGCCCGGCCCUGUAUGUUCAGCUUCCUAGGCAGCAGCCCUAGGUGACGUGCAGGGACUUCUGCUGGCAGGGGGCUUGUGUGUCUGCUCAGGCCCUACUUCUGGUUUCCAGGAGAUGACCUCUCAGCAUUUAGCCUGACUGAUGGUCCUGGUUUUGGGGGUUUCAAACAAGUCCUUCUGGGGUGAUAGAGGGCUGGGAAUAUAACCCUGGACUGAAUAUGGUUUGUAUGAGUUAGGGGAAGGGGAAGGAUUUGCUGCUUAGGUGGGGCAUGAAGCCUUAGUGUGUAGUCAAGGGGAAGCCAUGGGCCUCGCGGGGAGGAGGGCAUCUUACGGCCAUCCACCCUCAGGUCCAGUGCUUGUUCCUGCUCCGGUCACUGGGGCUGCCCAGGAGGCAGCAGAGUCAGGUCAUAAUCUAGCAUGUAGAUGGGGUGAGGAAGGAAAAGGGUUGGUGUUGAGUGUUGGCCUGAUUGCUUUCAUCAUCCCUGCGUAGCCCAGUCAGCCCUGUCUGUACUGGAAGGGGCCUCCAAACACCACUCUGUCAAGUGCCCUCAUCCCUAUGCUACACACUGCCACAGUUGGCUCAGGUUAGCCAACAUGCCAGUCAUGGUUAGAGGAGAGAGGCAGUAUACUUGCCCACCUCUCCUGGAGGGAGGGGGGGGGGUUGGAAGUUCUAGGCCCUUUAGCAGAGACCCACUUGUGCCAGAAACCACAAUGUUUCUUCUUCCUUGGGCCUACAUGCCACAGAGCUAGUAUCCCCAGUGGCGACACCUGUUAGCUCCCAAACUUAAACUACUAUGUCUUCUAAAUAUACAAGGCAUCCAAAUAGUCCCAAUAGUGAAUUAAAGUUGCAAAGUAAAGUUCACCAUCCUAAGCAGACUCUCCAAGCCAACUAGGUCUCUUCACAUAUAGCAGCCCCCAACCCAAGGAGGAAUUAGGGGCAUAGACAAGAGGGUAAGGGCCCUUCUGUUCUUUCCUGUACUAUGGGAGAAAGCUGUUCUGCCCACCUCCAGGUGCCUUUGGAGGCUAAGGCUAGGAACUCUGCUCAGUUCCUGCAGCCCCUUAUCAACUGCAGUCUCAUUCUGCUUUGACUGGAUCCUCACCAUCCCACACUCCUUGCUAAUUACUGUGAAAGCUGCCUCUGGCUUUGUCUUCCAGCUUCUUCCCAGUUUAAAGUCUCACUUUUAUAGCAUGAUUUGUAAUGUCAGUGUAUGUAUAGGGAACACACGAGCUCUGGCAGGUCUGCAGGACAAGGGCUGUCCCGGGGUGGGCAGGCACAGACUGACCAUAUGGAGAGAGGGCCCCUAAGUUUUAGGCACUGUGACUACAUUUAAAGCAAACCCUUGUCAAGCCUACCAGAGUAGCCAAUAAGUGUGCAUAACAGUGAGCCAUUGUGUCCUGGAUUGUCUGGGAGCCCAGUGUCAAGUCUGCAGCAAUGCAGGAAGUAGAACAGGAUCGCCACAGGACUGUUCUGGGGCCAGCUUCCCUUAACUAUGUAGCCUGGCAGUCUGACCCAAAGUUGCCCUCACCUGAAGGUUCUGGCUCUUCCCUCCCUCAUUUGUACUUUUCCCUCCCCCGUAAACUGAAGGAUAAAAUGGGUAAUAAUCCUACUUUCCAGGGUGAACAUGAAACCAGAGGUUUCUUUCUUAUCUCUGUAAUCUAUAAAGGAAAAUGACAAGUGAAAAAAAAAUAAAUGUGUACUACACUUUGAAAUAUUUUAA
Microcebus murinus (gray mouse lemur) is the source of this 3264-nucleotide messenger RNA. It is a transcript of the gene GORASP1, whose product is annotated as golgi reassembly stacking protein 1. Gene Ontology annotation, biological process: Golgi organization. NCBI's taxonomy places the organism in Eukaryota, Metazoa, Chordata, Mammalia, Primates, Cheirogaleidae. Gene Ontology annotation, cellular component: Golgi apparatus. Gene Ontology annotation, molecular function: protein binding. The record is from RefSeq and is a predicted model, not a curated record.